CUCUCUCUCUCUCUCUCUCUCUCUCGGUUUUGAACUAAUUCACUCUCUAAACAGGCAUACAAGCCCCCGUCUCUGACUCGCAAAUAUACGCGACGUCGCCGUCUCGAACCUGCUCUAGAUCUCUCUCUCUUUGAAGAAGUAGAAAAAACUUCGUCUUGCACUGGUCGACCAUGGAGUUCUCUGGCCUUUGCAACCUAGUUGUCUAAUCACUCUUAGUCUCCUUGUUCGGUUUUGGCAUUGCGAGUUUUGAAACUGUUGCAUGCCGUACGAAGAAGUUCCUUGGGUUGAUCAUCAACUUUUCAGGGCUCAAGUCUUCAUCUGGAAAAUCUUGUUGUUAAUAUAAUUUGUGAUAUAUAAUCAUGAGCUACGAAGAUAAGAAGUUUGGGAGGGACGUAUGCAAGGAUAUUGAGAGGCAAGGUCCCAAGAAUGAUGGCAUUCAUUCAGAAAUGGCAAUUGGGGCGCUGGUCAUGCACCCUUCGAUGAGGAAAAUUAUUUCAGAGAUGUCGCCGUGGUGGUUCCAUUGGGAUGUGGCGUUUUUAGUGGUGCGCGUAGUUGCAGUAGCAGUGGACCCUUUGUUCUUAUAUCUUCCUGUCAUCAACGAGGCUACCAAAUGCAUUACCAUAGAUAACAAAUUGAAAAUCAUUGCUAUUUGUGUGCGAUCGCUUCUGGAUUUGAUUGCUUUCUGGGAGUUGGUUCCUUCGAGAAGGGGUUACACGUGGUUCGACUACGUAAGUAAUAUUCUCGGUAUUCUUCCAUUCCCCCAGGUGCUACUGCCAAUAAUUCCUAAAAUGAGCGGUUCAAAAUUUCGGAUCUUAAGGAAAUUCCUAAAUGCAGUUGUAUUUUUGCAAUAUGGGCCAAGAAUUUUCAGUAUCUAUAGAUUGUGGAGAAAAGUCAACCAGACUAUAUUCUCACCUACACCUACUGCUCUUACUGUUGAAGUGAAUGGAAGGUGCAAGAAUAGAAUCCCACCUAAAGCUUUAAUUAUAGUGAUGAAAAGUUCAUUGAAUCUCUAUCUGUAUCUCGUUGCUAGUCAUGUACUGGGUGCUUUUUGGUACUUCUUCUCCAUCGAACGAGAGACCACAUGCUGGCAGUUGGCCUGUGAGCAUGAUAUUGGAUGUAGCAAGACUACUUCUUUAGACUGUGAUGAUGGUUUUGGAAAUUACACGUUUUUAAAUGAUUAUUGCUCUAUAGAAAAACCAAAUACCACUCUCUUUGAUUUUGGAAUAUUCCAAGAAACCCGUCAAUCCGGUAUACUGGUGUCCAUGGAUUUUUUGCAAAAGACCAUGUUCUGUUUCUGGUGGGGCUUGCGAAAUUUGAGUUCACUUGGUCAAAACCUUGUAACAACUCCUGAUUUUUGGGAAAACUGCUUCACAGUUUUAAUCUCAAUCUUUGGCUUGCUUCUGUUUUUAUACUUCAUCGGAAAUUUGCAGGUGUACAUGGAGUGGCAGGCAUCUAAGGAGUUGGAGGAGUACUUAUCUAAGCGGUCGGAGGAGUUAUCUAAGCGGUCGAAGGAAGCGGAGGAAACUAAGGUGCUUGCUACGAUAUCUAAGUGGUUGGAGGAAACAAAGCGGUUGGAGGAAACUAAGUGGUGGGAGACGGCUAAGUUGUACCACUCGAAACAUAUGGAUGGGGAGGAUAAGGCAAACAUCAUGAGAACUAAAUUACAUAGCAUCGAGGGUUGGAUUAGCACAAUCGGACUCCCUGAUCAGUUAAAAGACAUAAUCAUCAGCUAUGUGACACCAAUACUGGAAGAUCAAAAGAAUGUUAUUGAUACAGAGAAUCCAUUCCCUCAUCCUCCCACACCACAUAGAAGAUUGAUUAAGCUCCAUCUCUGCUUGCCCCUGCUAAGGACAGUACCAAUAUUCCGAAACGAAAGUGAAGAAUUGUUGUAUGAGAUCAUUUGUAAGUUUUUCAAGCAAGUGCAGUACAAUGAAAAUAGCUACAUUGUACGAGAGCGAGAACCACUGGAUGUGAUGAUCUUCGUGGUGAAAGGAAUUGUGUGGACUUAUACGAGUAAUCAUGGUGAUAAAACUGAGUGUCUUAAGAAAGGUGACCACUUCGGAAGAGAUAUUGUAGAAUGGGCGCUAAAAUCUCCCGGACUAUCCGACCUUCCCUUAUCGACAAGGACUCUCAAAUGUCAUACAAAAGUUGAAACUUUUUGUCUUAAGGCUGGCGACCUCAAUCCAGCCCUCAAGGAUAUCAUGUCUCAAUACUGCAGCAACGUCAGCCACAUCACCCAGUCUGACUCGAAAUAGUUGAAACAUUUUGCAACUUAAUUCAUCCAUCCAAACAGCAUGGCGCCGCAACGCCAUCCAUCCUCAUUAAGCGAAUGAGGUUACCAAUUCUGCCCAUGCAG
Messenger RNA from Juglans microcarpa x Juglans regia, 2356 nucleotides. RefSeq names its product cyclic nucleotide-gated ion channel 1-like. Bases 360 to 2255 code for a protein of 631 amino acids. Lineage: Eukaryota; Viridiplantae; Streptophyta; Magnoliopsida; Fagales; Juglandaceae. The transcript is spliced from 8 exons. The record is from RefSeq and is a predicted model, not a curated record.